AUGAAAAUAUUUAAGUCAAUUUUCAAAAGUAAGAAGGAAGAAAUAAUUUCUGAAGUUUAAGUAGAAUACUCUACAAUAUAUGAUACUAAUUCACAAAUUGUGUAGUUAGAAGACAUUAAAGCAAUUAUUUAAAGUGAAAAAAAAAGAAAGCAACUUUUCAAUAGAUCAACAACCUCCAUACUUGAAGAAUUAAAAGUCUUAUACACUAUUCACAUGAUGAUCAUUGCAGGUUAAAUUGAUGAUUUUGAUUAAGUAACCUAAUGCUUUCAGCAAGGAAAGGUACUAAAUAUAUGUUAAAAAAGAUAAUUUUUGGGAAAAUUUAAGAUCAAAGACAUAUCCAUACUUAUUAAGUUAAUCAUACUGUAUCCCUCUAGACUUAAUAAUAAUAAAAAACUAUUUGUUAUUUGAAUUCAUCAGAAGUAUAUAUCAAAUUUAUUAUAUAGUAUACUUCAUAAUUGGAUGAUGUUGAUACAGAAUUAACAAAACUUUAUUAUUCUUAUCUAUAAAGAGCAGCUAAUAAUUCUGAUAUUUAUUACUCUUCUUAAAGAAUGUAAUAUCCAUAUUAGGAUGAGUUUAAUAAUAGAAGAGUUUAGUAUUUAUGGUUAUUCAAAUUAUUAAAUUUACUCAAUUUUAAAUUGGCUAUGAUUCCAUUUAUAUAAAAAAUUAUCCCUAAAUAAUUAAUAAUAACUGUAUGAUUUAUUAAUUUAUCUAAUAGAAUAUUGUGAAAGAUAUAGCAAUUCUAAUCUAUAAAGAUUGUAUUAAUGAGUAUUUGUUUUUUAAAAAAGAAGUUGAGGAAUAAAUUGAAUUUUAUUCUUAAUUUAGCGUUAAAGAUGGUUAUUUAUUAUUAAUAUUAGUAAGCAAUUAGUUUUUAUGAAUUGUAUACUUAAAUGAAAUUUGUGACAGAAAAAAUGAAAUUGUUUCAUAAUUUAAGAUAUUAAUUUAUUAGACAUGAAAAUAUUAGAGUGUUUAAUUGGUUUGUUUUGGAUAAGAGUCUAGAAAAAGAUAUAGAAAAUUACAUAUAAAAAGCAAAAUUAAUUAAUACAACAUAAUUCAAAAACAGUUUGUAAGUUCCAUCAUAAAAAGCAGCAUAUGAGCAUUUGUCAAAAUAAUUACUUUUGCCAAAACCUUAAAAAGUAACAUAGCUUCCUACUUAAAAAGGACAUUUAUUAAAAGCAAGUCUUAUCUCCAGAAAACCAAAAGAAAAAAUAGCCAUCCAAAUAAAAUAGUUAGAGACUAUAUUACCAAUAUUGA
Paramecium sonneborni is the source of this 1251-nucleotide messenger RNA. The record is from the annotation of a GenBank genome assembly. Lineage: Eukaryota; Ciliophora; Oligohymenophorea; Peniculida; Parameciidae.